AUGGUUAAGAUGUGCACCGUCCCCAAUAGCCCAACCUGGGCUAUUGUAAUCGUGUUCUUGGCACUGAUUGGCACCCCAGCUUAUAGCAUCUCUUGUGCGAAUGCCAUGGCUAAGUUGUUCCCUUGUCAGACUUUUCUGAAGGGUUCUGGUGCCAACAGUGCUCCUUGCUGUGCAGGCCUCAAAUCAUUGCAAGAAUUAGCUUCAUCCGAAUCAUCGACUAGAUUUAUCUGCCGGUGUCUCAAGCAAGCGAUCUCCACGGGGCUUAGUGACUCAAUGCUGGAGAAUGCUAAGCUCCUUCCCCAGCUUUGCAAAAUUAAUUUUCCAUUGGUCUUUGAUCCUGCUAUGAAUUGUAACAAGUUCGGAAUGGCAUAUGAAUCCUUGAACUGGAAUAGUUAUUACAACGUAAAGGAGACCAGUCCUGGUAGAAGUCCGGGGAUGGGCCAUGAUACUCCUCCUCCUGGAAGGGAGAAGACUAAUUAA
This is a messenger RNA of Coffea eugenioides, 480 nucleotides long. Its product is annotated as non-specific lipid-transfer protein 1-like. Gene Ontology annotation, biological process: lipid transport. Gene Ontology annotation, molecular function: lipid binding. Gene Ontology annotation, cellular component: membrane. The coding region runs from base 1 to 480 and encodes 159 amino acids. The transcript has 2 exons. The record is from RefSeq and is a predicted model, not a curated record. Lineage: Eukaryota; Viridiplantae; Streptophyta; Magnoliopsida; Gentianales; Rubiaceae.